GACCCUCCCCGGGGGGUGUGGGGUGUGUGGACGGGAUGGGACCCACAGCCCGGGAGCAGAGGCUGGAGGCUGAGCACCGUUUGGGAGGACGGGGCUGAGCGUUUGGGGCCGAGGAACAAUAGCAGCGCUGGAAAACAAUGGAGCUGCUGCACCUUCGCGCUUAGGGACCGGCGGCCGGACGCUCGGGAGAAAUCCCGGUUCCAAAAUAACGCCCGGGGCCAGAAGCCACCGACGCGGCGACCGGCGGGAGCCGGCACCGGGCACCGGGCACCGAGCCGAGGAUCUGCCAGAACCGGCUCCCAUGAAAGAGGAGCAGGAGGAUGGAUUACGGCGGCUGCGAGUACCUGGUUCCCUGCGGAAAAGACAAAUACAUCUCCAAAAACGAGCUUCUCUUACACUUGAAGACAUACAACAUCUACUAUGAAGGGCAAAACUUACAGCUGCGGCACCGGGAGGAGGAAGGCGAGCUGAUCGUGGAGGGGCUGCUCAACAUCUCCUGGGGGUUGCGCCGUCCCAUCCGCCUGCAGAUGCAGGACGACAACCAGCGCAUCCGCCCGCCGCCCUCCUCCUCCUCCUGGCACUCGGGCUGCAACCUGGGAGCCCACGGGUCCGUGCUGAAGCCCAGCACUUUGCCAGACAUCCAGGUCACGGAUGCAGAGCCCACACCGAACGCGGAGUCUCCCGGGAAUGGGGCAGCCACCAAGUCGCAGCCGGAGGAGACGCCGCAGCUGAUGCGGACGCGGAGCGACGUGGGCGUCCGGCGUCGGGGCAGCUCCCGCACCCCCAGCGAGCAGUGCCGCAUCCGCCGCCACCGCUUCUCCAUCAACGGGCACUUCUACAACCAUAAGACGUCCGUGUUCACGCCGGCGUACGGCUCCGUCACCAACGUCCGGAUAAACAGCACGAUGACCACCCCCCAGGUCCUCAAACUGCUGCUCAAUAAAUUCAAGAUUGAAAACUCGGCGGAGGAGUUUGCCCUGUACAUCGUCCACACCAGUGGAGAGAAGCAGAAGCUACGAGCCAGCGACUACCCCCUGAUCGCCCGCAUCCUGCAGGGCCCCUGUGAGCAGGUCUCCAAGGUCUUCCUCAUGGAGAAGGACCAGGUGGAAGAAGUCACCUAUGACGUUGCUCAGUACAUCAAAUUCGAGAUGCCCGUCCUCAGGAGCUUCAUCCAGAAGCUGGAGGAAGAGGAGGAUCGUGAAGUGAAGAAGCUCAUGCGCAAGUACUCCAUCCUCCGGCUGAUGAUCGAGCAAAGGCUGGAGGAGAUUUCUGAAGGUCCGACGGCGAUGUGAAAGGCUUCUCCAGCACCCCAGCUCCGGGUUGUGUCACAUGAAGAGCUGUUUGCCCACAGGACAUCCCCCACCAGAUCCCAACACCCCAACAUUCCCGGAGUGCUCCCGGAAUCUGCCUGGAUCCCUCUGGCUCUGAGCCAACCCGCAGCAUCUUCGGGGGGUUCCUCCUCUGCAAAAUGGGAUUUGUUCCCCGCGAGGCUCUGGCUGGUGGCGGCUCCGGUCGAAAACUCAAAUCCUUGGAAAUAACAGGGAAAAAAAAAGCAAAAAAAGAAAAAACAAAGAGGAAAUCCAUGAGCAGGGCGAAGCCGCUGAGGACGGGGCCGAGCGAGGGCUGCGGGUGACGGGGAGCAAGAAUUUGGGGCUCGGUUUGAAGAUGCUUCAGCGCCGGGUCCCGGCCGAGGACCCGCUGCUCGGUGGCAAGAGAGCACAAAUAAUUCCUCUUCUUUAACAACGAGAAAAAAAGAAAAGCACAUUUCUAUUGCAAUAAUUCGCAGGUGAUGGGAAGCGUCUGUCGAUCGAUGAGGGUCUGCUGAGAACUGGGGGGGUUUAACACUUUUGCUGCCCAAAGCAAACCUGGAGACUGACGGUCGGAUUUUUUUCCAGAACGUUCCCUUAACCUGCGUCUGGUCGCGUAACCUCCUCCUUCCCCCCUUUCUAAUUUGCACUAAUUUUAGGGAUUUUUUUAAAAAAAAACAAAACAAACCAUGAUGUCAAACCUCUCUGGUAGCUGUAACAUGCCAAAUAGCGCUCGCAGGAAGGAGCAGUUGAGGGCACUGAGCAUCUCCCAAGGGAUGCUGUACGGGAAGAGGGGGUGGCAGGAGGAGGGGGAGGUGGAAAUAAAGAGGAUUUUAAUUUGCAAAUUGGUUUUGCAGCGGUGCCGGCACAUCGUCCCGGUGAAACUGGGACCAGGACUGGCUCCCUUCUCACCAUCACACCUGGAAAAAAACCCCUCUUUUCCUCCUGGGCUAAACCAGCAAUAUCAAUUUUAUACCUCGAUGUGAACUAAAACUCUGACUUUCUCCCUCCCUUGACUUUUUGCAAUGUAACUUUGUAAUUUUUUUUAUUUUAUUUUAAUGGUACCUUUUCCACCUUUAACACGUGUUAGGGAAAAAAAUUCUACAGCGAGAGAAGCUUUUUAUGUAUUUGAAGGAUGACCGUGGCAUUGCUUUGUUGAUUAACAAGAAAACAAAAUAUGUAGCAACUUAAUACAGAAUGAAAACCCCUGA
This is a messenger RNA of Calidris pugnax (ruff), 2518 nucleotides long. RefSeq names its product Ras association (RalGDS/AF-6) domain family member 2 (gene RASSF2). The record is from RefSeq and is a predicted model, not a curated record. Lineage: Eukaryota; Metazoa; Chordata; Aves; Charadriiformes; Scolopacidae. Gene Ontology annotation, biological process: positive regulation of JNK cascade; signal transduction; regulation of non-canonical NF-kappaB signal transduction. The transcript has 12 exons. Gene Ontology annotation, cellular component: nucleus; cytoplasm. Bases 321 to 1292 code for a protein of 323 amino acids.